Hirsutella rhossiliensis is the source of this 1860-nucleotide messenger RNA. Its product is annotated as tRNA synthetases class I (R) domain-containing protein. NCBI's taxonomy places the organism in Eukaryota, Fungi, Ascomycota, Sordariomycetes, Hypocreales, Ophiocordycipitaceae. Gene Ontology annotation, molecular function: ATP binding; arginine-tRNA ligase activity. Bases 1 to 1860 code for a protein of 619 amino acids. Gene Ontology annotation, cellular component: mitochondrion; cytoplasm. The record is from RefSeq and is a predicted model, not a curated record. Gene Ontology annotation, biological process: arginyl-tRNA aminoacylation; mitochondrial translation. The transcript has 11 exons.
AUGGCGAGCGAGGCUUCCUUUGAGAAUCUCGCCCAGCGCUUCCAGCAUCUGCCCUUGAUUGACAGAUACCCCAACUGCUUUCCUGACAUCAACCCGGUCGACGUCUACCGAGCUCACAUCACCAGCAUCUUGCACGACAUCACCGGCGUCGACAGGAGCAUCAUCUAUCCCGCCUUGCAAUGGACUGCAACGCUAGAAAAGGGAGAUCUCAUGCUUGCCAUUCCGGCUCUUAGGGUCAAGGGCAAACCCGACGAGCUGGGCAAGCAAUGGCUGGAAAAGUGGCCCGACUCUCCCCUUGUCGAGAAGCCCGUGCAAAAUGGAGCGUUUCUCCCUUUCUUCUUCAAGCCCGCCCCGCUCACCAAGACUGUCAUUCCCAUGGCACUGUCACACCGAUUUGAUUUCGGCACCAACUCGACCGUCGGCCUCAGGGACCAGAACGAUCUUUCCAAAGGCAAAAAACGCAUGCUUGUCGAGUUUUCGAGCCCGAAUAUUGCCAAGCCGUUCCAUGCUGGGCACUUGCGAAGCACUAUUAUCGGUGGUUUUCUUUCCAACCUCUACAAGAGCGCCGGAUGGGAUGUCGUCGCCAUCAAUUACCUGGGGGACUGGGGCAAGCAGUACGGCGUACUGGCCCUGGGGUUCGAAAAGUACGGCAACGAGGUGGACUUGGAACGAGACCCCAUCAAUCAUCUCUUCCAGGUCUACGUCAAGAUCAGCAAGGACGUGGCAGACGAGAAAGAGCAGGCCGAGAAGAUGAAAGCCGAGGCUCGAAAGUACUUCAAGAAGAUGACUGAGGGAGAUGACGAGGCGCUUGCCCUUUGGCGACGGUUUCGGCAGUUCAGCAUCAAGCGGUACAAGGAGACAUACGCCCGACUCAACAUUCAUUUUGACGAGUACUCUGGCGAGAGCAAGGUCUCCGAAGACGACAUGCACAAGGCUGCCGACAAGAUGAAGGAGAUGGGCUUGGCUGAGGACCACGAGGGCGCGCUCCUCAUUGACUUUGUCAAAAACGUCCCGGGCAAAGAGGGCAAGCAGCUCGGAAAAGCCAUUCUCCGGAAGAAGGACGGCACGGCUCUGUAUUUGACGAGGGAUAUUUCCGAACUGCUGAACCGCGCCGAGAGGUACAAGUUCGACCACAUGAUUUAUGUCAUUGCUUCGGAGCAAGAUCUCCACGUGAAGCAGUUCUUCAAGGUUGUGGGAAUGAUGGGACACCAGGACAUUGCUGCUAAGUGCCAGCACAUCAACUUCGGACUCGUGCUGGGGAUGAGCACCAGAAAAGGCACCGUCAAGUUCCUCGAUGAUAUCCUCCGUGACGUUGGCGACCACAUGCACGAGACGAUGAAGAAGAAUGAGGAUAAGUACAAACAAGUCGAAAAUCCAGCCAAGACUGCCGAUAUCCUCGGGAUAUCCUCGGUCAUGGUGCAAGACAUGUUGGGCAAGCGAAUCAACAACUACAAAUUUGACCUGCAGCGGAUGACCAGCUUUGAGGGGGAUACCGGUCCAUAUCUCCAAUACGCUCAUGCCCGGCUCUGCUCCAUCACGCGCAAAGCUGGCCUUACCGAAGAGAACCUCACCUCGGCAGACCUGUCCUUGCUUACUGAGCCGAUGGCCAUUGAUCUUGUACGCGUCGUUGGCCAGUGGCCAGAUGUUGUCCAAAACACGUUGAAGACACUGGAGCCUACAACGAUCUUGGGUUACCUGUUCAAAAUGACUCACGUUCUGAGCACAAGCUACGGCCAUCUCCGGAUCGUGGGCAGUGAACAUGAGGUCAUGAAGGCACGAAUGGCGUUGUACGACGCUGCCCGGGUUGUCCUGUACAAUGGCAUGAAGUUGCUUGGCCUGAGCCCUCUGGAACGGAUGUGA